Molecule: messenger RNA, 612 nt
Organism: Parus major (Great Tit)
Lineage: Eukaryota; Metazoa; Chordata; Aves; Passeriformes; Paridae
Product: class I histocompatibility antigen, F10 alpha chain
Exons: 3
Biological process (GO): immune response
Cellular component (GO): external side of plasma membrane
Source: RefSeq, a predicted model, not a curated record
AUGACGUCACUGACACAUCGGGCUGCCAUUGGCGAGCAGGAAAUAGCGGCGCCAAUGGCGGGGCCGGAGGCGGCUCUGUGGGCGGGGCCAGAGCUGUGGGCGGGGCCGGAGCUGUGGCCGGGGCCGCAGCGGCGCAGCGCGAUGGGUCCAGCGCUGCCUCUGCGGCUCCUUUUGGGGCUCCUUUUGGGGCUGCAGGAGAUCCUGGGGGACCCGGGCUGCCCGCCGAGAGGUCUCCACACCGUGCAGUGGCUUUACGGCUGUGACCUCCUGUCCGACGGGAGCGUCCGUGGAUCCCAGCGGGGUGGCUACGACGGGCAGGAUUUCAUCUCCUUUGAGCUGGGAUCCAAGAGCUUCGUGGCGGCCGACGACGUUGCUGAGAUCACCCGGAGGCACUGGGAAGAUGAAGGGAAUGUGGCUGAGAGGCUGGAGAAUUACCUGAAGCACGUCUGCCCGGAAGGGCUCCAGAAAUACAUCGGAUAUGGGCGGAAAGAGCUGGAGCGCAAAGUGGUCCCUGACAUCCACGUGUCCGGAAAAGAGGAACAUGGGACACUGAUCCUAUCCUGCCGCGUGUACAGGUUCUAUCCCAACACCAUCGCGGUCAACUGGAUGAAG